UGUUAUCUGUCAGCAAAGUCUUUUCAAAUACAAAAAUGGCUGCUGUGCAACAAAAUUUAUCUAAAAUGAUUUCUGCACAGUUGCGAAAUAAAGCAAAUGAGUUUCUUAACUCUAGAAAAAAUGCCAAUAAUCUAGCCGACAUUCUUCAAAUGUUUGAGGCUGAAACGGAAAAUUACACCCCGUUGCUUUUAACAAUUGAAGUGAUCUUUACGGAGCUAUUAAAACGAGGUGAUUUAGUACAACAUAUUGAACCCUUAAAACCAAUAGACCGUAGUCCUGAGGCAGAAUAUACAAGAUGGCUCAACGAGUGUUAUGAGACCGCUCUCUCCCGUGUAUUGGAAUGUAUUCGACGCGGACGCACCAGCUCUCGCCUUCAGGCCCUAGUCACAUCUUGCAAAUUGAUGCAAGCUGAGGGAAAAUAUCCUUUAGAACACACCAGUGGUUACUUCUUCCCCUCUGUUAGAUUGAAGAAUAUAUUUUUGGUACUCCUGGAUUCUGAAAUUUCCAUGUCAGCACCAAUAGCUCGCUUCCAGGAGUUCACAGAGUACAGAGACGUGCAGCAACAUGGCCUUAAAGUACUGUCGACACUGGCUUGUCAUAAAUCUCCAUCUCAGACGUACAUGCAAAAUUAUCUAGAGUUGUUCGACAAGUUGUUGGCAUCGGAAAUACCAGCAGAAGUGAGGAAGACAAAAGAUAAGAUCGGUGAAGAAGAUUUCAAAGUACUGUGCGCUAAUGAAGGCAAGCCGUCUUUCCCAUACAACACAUCCGUGUGUCGUCGUUAUGCCAACCGUUGCUGGGGUUUCUCCUGUCAGUGGCCCUUGUGUGAGUCCCCUCGGUCUCAUCGCCGCGCCCUAGUGCUUCUCGUUGAGAAACUGAUGCCGCUACUCAACAAACCUCACCUGGCCACCGACAUGCUCUGUGACAGCCUGGACGCGGGUGGUCCUAUCAGCAUGUUGGCUCUGCAGGGCAUGCUGGAGCUGGUCCGUCACCACAACAUCGACUACCCGGACAUGUACGACCGCCUGUACGCCAUGUUCGAGCCGGAGAUGUUCGCCACCAGAUACAAGAAACGCCUCAUCCACCUCGCUGAUAUAUUCCUCAGUUCCACUCACCUGCCCGAGAGUCUGGUGGCAGCCUUCGCUAAGCGUCUGUCUCGCCUGGCGUUGGUGGCGUCUCCCGAAGACGCCAUGGGACUGUUGCAACUGGUGGGGAACCUUCUACUGAGACAUACUGCACUGAAACGAAUGAUUUGUUGCGAGGACACGCCCGCUGUCAUGUCUAACGACCCCUACGUGAUGGAGGAGUCUUCCGCGUCGCGGUCCAGAGCCCUGGGUUCGUCUCUGUGGGAGGUGCGAGCCUUGACGCGGCACUGGCAGCCCACGCUGGCCACCGUCGCCAGACAGGUCACUGACCCUGACAGGCGAGCCCCCAUCGACAUCGAUCAUGCUGGAGAAGAGAUGUUCGAUGCGGAACUAAAGAAGAGGUUCAAGACGAUAGAAGUGAACUUCAUACGUCCUCAGAGUAUGUCGCUGCCGUCCGGGGAGAGACUCGCGCAGUACUGGGAGAUAAUGGCCUGAACGGAAGAGUAGACUAAGACGUCAGAACACUUGCACUUGACUAACAGCUGAAGGAAGAACUUGGAUAUCUCUUGAAAUGUUCCACAGAUAAUGUUAGAUGGAUCUACUAUGUGUCGGCAUCAUAAUUGCUAUGUGUUGGCAUUAUAAUUACUCUAUCUGCUAUGUGUUGUGUGUCGGCAUCCAGUAUGAACAUUUCCAGUUUAUCAUUAAUCAACCUCCUUGGAUCGUUAUAAAUGUUCAUUUGUUUUUUUUUAUUUCAACUGGAUAGUGCUCGACUGUCGAGAAAAACAGGAAAUGCUCCAUAUGUAGUGUACAGAAGGUACGGACCCACAAACAAAGCUGUCGGAAGAGUCCAAGAGGUAUCUAUAGUUUAAGUAAAGAUAUAUAAUUCUUUUUUGACAUUGCCCUAAUCAAAAGAUCAGUCAAAGGAUUUGAUGGAGCAAAAAAAUAAAUGACCAAAUAAAGUAAAUCUAGAUCCUGUAAAAUAGUGUGUCCCUAGACCUCGGCUCGCUUGAAGCAGUGACCUCACCGUCAAUAUCCCAGUCCCGGUAGUAUAAUAUAUUAUUUAUAAUUUAUUUAAUAAGUAUAAAAUAUUUUGCACUUGUAGUAGCUAUGUGUGUAUAUAUUCUUCAUUUUCUUACAUUUUUGUUGUUAAAAUCGGAAAAAAAUGAUUUUAAUGUUUCAUAAUUGCCAUAAACUUGUUAAAUUGGUUAUUUUUUGAUUGUGGGAGCUAAAUAAGGUAUUGAAGUUUUUUGCCGCAGAUAAUUUCAAUAAUUUGUGAUAGUAAUUUUAUUGAAAUCAUUCUGUAUGUUUUUAUAUUUGUUACUGUGGCUCAUAUACAUGGUGUAUACAUUAUUAUUGUUCUUAUCCACAAUUCGACAUUGUGAUAUAUGUAAAACGUAUUUUUAGUUAAGUUUAACAUUUUGCCAGUAACUGAAGUGGUGCAAUAUAACUUUUUAAACGGUUCGUUUUUUAAAUACAUUUGUAUUUAAUUGUUCAGGUUGUCGAGGAUACAGCAAGCGGUAUACUUUCUUUAUAUUUGAGUGUCCUCUCUCUAUAAGACUCGUGUUAUCGAAUUCCCUUCCAGUUCUAAAGUUCCAAUAAAUUAUUGCAUUUAAUGUUCAAGUUGCACAAAGUAUGUAACUGUGUAUAUUUCCCACGUGUCAUAUUAAUCACUUCCCGUUCAACUCUUCCUCGCGGUGUUGGCUUACUUUAAGUCACGUGCUACUUCAGUUUUUUCGCUGCCGCCAUUGAUAACUUUAUUAUUUUUUAAUAUUUUUUUCGCGACCUCGCAGUCUCGGGCGCGGUGCGACCGUAUCGCCUAACUUUACGCAGAACCUAUAAGACUGUUAAAUUCCAUUUCUUAUGUUAAAAACUUGGCCCCUAUAUGAUUUGUAACAGAAUCUCGUUAAUCGUUAGCGCCCCGCCAGUCGUGGCCGCGCCCCGUAUCAUGUGAUUAUUUGAAACAAAACAUAGUUUUAAGUUAGGAUUAAGAUAUUAUUUUAUUAUUCGUGUAAAUGUUCUAUUAUGAAUAAAAUAUGAGUAAA
Danaus plexippus (monarch butterfly) is the source of this 3124-nucleotide messenger RNA. Its product is annotated as nucleolar complex protein 4 homolog A. The record is from RefSeq and is a predicted model, not a curated record. NCBI's taxonomy places the organism in Eukaryota, Metazoa, Arthropoda, Insecta, Lepidoptera, Nymphalidae. Gene Ontology annotation, cellular component: Noc4p-Nop14p complex; nucleolus; small-subunit processome. The transcript is spliced from 10 exons. Gene Ontology annotation, biological process: ribosome biogenesis. Bases 36 to 1577 code for a protein of 513 amino acids.